Vollenhovia emeryi is the source of this 803-nucleotide messenger RNA. RefSeq names its product transcription initiation factor TFIID subunit 13 (gene Taf13). Gene Ontology annotation, cellular component: transcription factor TFIID complex. Gene Ontology annotation, biological process: transcription by RNA polymerase II. Lineage: Eukaryota; Metazoa; Arthropoda; Insecta; Hymenoptera; Formicidae. Bases 196 to 567 code for a protein of 123 amino acids. The record is from RefSeq and is a predicted model, not a curated record. Gene Ontology annotation, molecular function: protein heterodimerization activity. The transcript is spliced from 4 exons.
AUGUCCACAGAGGGCGGAUCGCCAUUCUCUGACGAGACCUGACAAAACAAUCAGCUGCAAUCAGCCCUCAUCCGAGUAUAAUCUUUCUGUUGUUACAUCCACGAAUUUUGUAUUUAGCUAACCUGAAGAAUUACCGAAAUACAAGGAAUAAGCAGCUAAGACUGCCUAAAAACUUGAAAACUAGCUUCCAAAACGAUGGCCGAAGAAACUUUUGAGCAGUUUGAGGAUGAAGAGGCAGAGAUUCCAAUCGGCGGGACUCUACCCGGUGGAAGGAAACGUCUCUUUUCCAAGGAGCUGCGCUGUAUGAUGUACGGCUUCGGCGACGAUCAGAAUCCUUAUACCGAAAGCGUCGAUUUGCUGGAGGAUUUGGUUAUCGAGUUCAUCACCGAGACGACACAUCGAGCCAUGGAGAUUGGACGCACUGGAAGAGUUCAAGUGGAGGAUAUUGUAUUUUUAGUGAGAAAGGACGCCAGGAAAUAUGCCAGAGUGAAGGAUCUUUUAACAAUGAAUGAGGAACUUAAGAAAGCGAGAAAGGCUUUCGACGAAGUUAAAUAUGCAGAUAAAUAGCAAAAUCUUUUCAUGUUCCUUAUAUAAAUUAUAUAGCUGUAUAGAAAGGCAGUAGGCAGAGUAAUAUAAAUUAUUUCGAUAAGUAAAUGAUAAAAUAUAAAAAUGAUCUUGCACUACUGUGAAAUAUACCGUUUGAUGCGAUUCUAACAAAAAAGGGGAGGACACCGCUCUCAAGGAACAUCCUUUUCUCUAUUGUGUAACAAAGGAAAUAUAUUUCUCUGACUAGCUCUUAGGAA